Phaedon cochleariae (mustard beetle) is the source of this 3390-nucleotide messenger RNA. Lineage: Eukaryota; Metazoa; Arthropoda; Insecta; Coleoptera; Chrysomelidae. The record is from the annotation of a GenBank genome assembly.
AUGUGGAUAUUUUCGGUGAUCGUUUCACUAUCCGUUUUCUGUUCCUGCCUGGCAUUACUUGAAGGACCAAAUGUUUGUACUAGACAAGAAACAUAUACAGUUACAGUAAGAAUAUCAGAAUCCCAACCUUACCAAGUAAGAGAAUACGUUUGGUGCCUCAACUUUCCGCCAAGAUGUUCAAAGUACAAAAUUCAAUUCAAAACAGUGUAUAAAACUCAAAACUUAGUUAAAACGAGACCUGUUGAAGACUGCUGCAAGGGUUAUACGAAAAGCAAUUCGGAAGAUCGUUGCAUCCCAGUAUGCUCAAAAGACUGCAUCCACGGUACUUGCAUAGCACCUGAUACCUGUCAAUGUGAAACUGGUUAUGGAGGCCCAUAUUGUGAUAUUUCUUGCCCAAAAGGAUUAUGGGGUAGAGAGUGCCAAAACCACUGUGAAUGCAAAAACAAUUCCACAUGUGAUCCAUUCAAUGGCGAAUGCCACUGCUCUAGAGGUUGGAUAGGCAAACACUGUGAGGCAAAAUGUGACGAGAAGCAUUUUGGACAAGACUGCUUGGAGAAAUGUCGGUGUGAAAACGGAGAUUGCGAUCACAUUUCAGGGGAAUGUAAAUGCCAUGCUGGAUAUAUGGGACCCCUAUGUGAUGAUCUUUGCCCGAUCGGCAAACACGGAAGCGAGUGUAAAUCAGAAUGCCGUUGCCAGAAUGGUGGCACAUGUGAUCCAGAAAACGGAUUUUGUUUCUGCAAAGAUGGUUGGACUGGUUCUGUCUGUGCCAACAGAUGUCGAUUUGGUUUCUGGGGAGUGAACUGUUCUCAACCUUGUGACUGUUACAAUGGCGCUAGUUGUGAUCAUAUUAAUGGAGUUUGCGAGUGUCAACCUGGAUUUACAGGCGAUAGAUGCUUGGAUGUUUGUCCUGAAGGAACAUAUGGAAUGGAUUGUGCAAAGAAAUGUCAAUGUCAAAAUGGUGCCAAAUGUUCCAAUAAAAAUGGAACUUGCAUUUGUUCGAAAGGAUGGCAAGGACAAUAUUGUAAUGAACGAGUAUGUCCUCAUGGACUUUAUGGACCUGAAUGCGAAGAUACUUGCCAGUGCAAUAAAGAAAAUACAGAAAUGUGUCACCCAUGGACUGGGGAAUGUGACUGUAAGGCAGGAUGGAAUUCUCAAGAUUGUUCCCGUCUUUGUCCGAUACUCUCCUAUGGCAAAGGAUGCCAUGGCAUAUGCAAAUGUCAAAAUAAUGCACAGUGUGAUUCUGUGAAUGGUACUUGUUUGUGUGCUCCAGGUUUUACUGGUGUCAAUUGUGAAGAGAAUUGCCCUGAUGGAAGUUUUGGGGAAGAUUGUGCUCAAAAGUGUGAUUGUAAAAAUGGCGCUUCCUGUUCGACUGAAACCGGUCAAUGUCAGUGUCCUGCAGGAUGGGAGGGGCAACUGUGUGAUCGUCCUUGCAGCAAUAGUUCUUAUGGUGUACAUUGCAAUCAAAAUUGUGUCUGCAAAAAUGGUGCAUCCUGUAAUCCUGUCAAUGGUAGUUGCACUUGUGGAGCCGGAUAUACUGGCGAGUAUUGUGAAAAUAGAUGUCAGCAGGGUUAUUUUGGUAUAAACUGUGACCAGGUUUGUCAGUGCCAAGAUGGACAUCAUUUAGGUUGUGACCCAGUUACUGGAAGUUGUAUUUGCAAACCUGAGUGGAAAGGGACAAUGUGCGAAUCAAACUGUCCUUCAGGAAAAUAUGGACCAUCAUGUGAACUAAACUGCGACUGUAAAAAUAAUAGUUCUUGUCAUCCCGAUUCUGGAAUGUGUUAUUGUUCAAGAGGCUGGCAAGGCGAUGAUUGCAAUAUUCCUUGUGAUCGGGGAUAUUAUGGAAUUGGAUGCAGAGAAAAAUGCCCAGAGGUUUCACUUGGUAACAAAACAUGUGAUCAUGUAACCGGCGAAUACAUUUGUCCUUCAGGAUAUCUUGGACUGACUUGUGAACACCCUUGCCCCAUUGGAAAAUAUGGAAAGAAUUGUCUACGGACAUGUUCUUGUAAAAAUGGUGGAGAUUGCCAUCAUGUUACAGGAGUUUGCAAUUGCUUGCCAGGAUGGAUAGGUGCAAACUGCACUAUACCUUGUCCAGAUAAAACUUUUGGUAUGAACUGUAGCCAACACUGUAAAUGUUCUAAUGGUGAAUGCAGAAGAAAUGACGGGGUGUGCAAAUGCAAACCUGGUUGGAGUGGCACUCAAUGUACCGAACUAUGUCCAGAAGGAUACUUUGGAGAUCAUUGUAUGACACCUUGUGCAUGCGACAAUGACAAUUUUAUUUGCCACCCUUCAGAUGGCUGUAUAUGCAAGCACGGCUUCACUGGCGAAAAAUGUGAUGAAUCCAACAUUCUGGGCAGAGUUCUCCAACCAAUUGAGGCAGCUGAAACCGGCUACGGAGUAAUGGUAGCCGUCAUCAUGGUUUCUAUAAUAUUUUUAGCGAUUGUCGUCCUAGUUGUUUUCUAUUAUAGAAGAAGGGUAUCUAAUUUGAAAACAGAAAUAGCUCACGUACAGUACAUCGCUGAUCCAAGUGGAUUCGGUCCAGAUCGCACUCAUUUCGACAAUCCAGUAUAUUCAUAUCAAGGUAAUGGUAAAAGGGAUAACGAACAGUUAUUGAACAAUACGACAAAAAUUCACAAUAACUUGCAUAAGCCUUUGAAUACGAAUUUGGAGAGGGCUCGUCUCGGUGGAAUUGCAUGCUGCUCUACUGACGAUGAUGAAUCAGCUAAGGGUAUAUAUGAACCCAGUAUAGAUGAACUGAAGAGCCUAAAAAACAGAGAAGCAGAUCUAACGAACCCUAAUAUUUACCACAGCAUAGAAAAACUGGAUCAUGUUUAUGAUGAGAUCAAAGAAAAAGACGUGAAGAAUAUAGAAUUGGAAUAUGAUCAUCUAGACUACACCAGGCCCCUGAGUUCAAUAAAACCUCAUUAUCAGAGAAUGCCGAGCCCCUUUGGAUCAAGAGAUUUGACGAAAGAUGGAAAAUCAGAAACUGAUGAAUAGUCAAAAUAUGAGAUAUCAAAGUUCAUCGGUGUUGAGUUUGAACUUCAAGAGCAAGUGAAAUUGAUCAUUAUUCGUGUUCUCGUGUGUUAAUUUCAAUCCGGAUCAAUAAUUCGAUAUGAUAAAAGGUAGUAUCUAUAUAUUCAAUGAUUCUUUCAAAGAUAUACAUUGAUAUAUAAUACGCAUAUAGCUGGUAACAAAUAAUCAUCAUUUGUUCAAAAUUCGAAUCAAUAAUGAAUUAAUGGUGUGAAUCGGCUGUGAUUUUUUUUCUGAAUUCUUCCUUUUGAAAUUGUAUAGUUUUAUCCAAAUUUGCAUCAGUACAAUAUUUUUUAUUGAUCAACGUAAUGAAAUAAAUAGAUGUAAGUGAAAAAACAGUUGUCGAAUCAUUACUGAAGCCAA